AUGCCAACAUCUCAAUCAACAUUGGAAUCAGUUGAAGAGAAAAAACCUGGUGAUAGUAUGCCUUCAUCGGUUAAUGAAAUGAUUCAGAUAGAUCAAUGGUUAUCUAUUUUAUAUAAUACAUAUGAAAAUUUGGAAUAUCCAUCAUCACUCCGUGUGUUUCAAGCAACUACAUAUUUUAAUGAUGAACAACAAUUAUGGUAUGAACAGACAAAUGCUGAAAUUAAUAAUGAUUGA
This is a messenger RNA of Rotaria sordida, 234 nucleotides long. The record is from the annotation of a GenBank genome assembly. NCBI's taxonomy places the organism in Eukaryota, Metazoa, Rotifera, Eurotatoria, Philodinida, Philodinidae.